Messenger RNA from Salvia miltiorrhiza (redroot sage), 1515 nucleotides. RefSeq lists its product as uncharacterized. The transcript has 3 exons. Lineage: Eukaryota; Viridiplantae; Streptophyta; Magnoliopsida; Lamiales; Lamiaceae. The record is from RefSeq and is a predicted model, not a curated record. The coding region runs from base 1 to 1515 and encodes 504 amino acids.
AUGGCUUUAUCCUUCAGAAGGGCUGCCAUCACAUUCUUCUACGGUUGCGAAGCUUUGUCAAGGGUGCCUGUUGCCCCUAUCCAGCAUUUCUGGAUGAUUUUGCUUAGCAUCGUGUAUUCAGGCAGGAGGAGUGCAGGUAACGAAGAUCUUUUGUUCCACGAGGAUAUCGAAAGAAUUGCUCGAGAGAACAACGCUGCCAGACGCAGGGCAGAACAAGAGGCACAAGCCAGAGAGAGACAGUUAGAAGCAGAGAGACAGAGAGCAGCGGAGAGAGAGAUGGCGGAAAAUCCAGAAGGGCAGAAUGAUAACGCCAACAAAACUCUUCGAGACAUGAUGUUUCCAAGCAACCUGAACCUCCGGCCCUCAGCCAUAGUACUGCCGGAGAUCACUGGAAAUUGGGAGCUGAAGCAUACUCUUAUCCAGAUCCUACCCAAAUACAGUGAUAUGCCCGGAGAGGACCCUCGAAGGCAUUUACAAGAUUUUGAGAUGGCAUGUGGAACGGUGCGCACCGCUAGCCAAGCACUUGGCGAAUACAUCCGACUCCUCACUUCUCCGUUCUCUCUGUUAGAAGGAGCGAGGGAGUGGUUGUAUGAUUUACCCGAAGGAAGUAUCCGAACAUGGCAGGAGCUACAAAGCAAGUUUUUGGAGCGAUACUUUCCAGCUGCCCGGAUCCAGAAUCUGAGGACUCGAAUAAGCAAUAUAAAGAUGGGAUCAGCAGAAGUUUUAUAUGAGUACUGGGGAAGGUUCAAGCAGAUGCUGGCCAAAUGCCCACAACACCAAAUACCGGAUCAUGAUCUUAUUAGGUAUUUCGUGGGAGGACUCCGGAGGCAAGAUAGGCAAUGGUUACACGCUGCAUGUGGAGGAUCGAUCUUAAACAAAUCCGCAGCGGAGGCUUUCAAACUCAUAGCUGACAUGGCAGAGGAAUCGAGAGAUGAGGAAGGAACUAUAGUCAGGAACCCUCUGACGCCAGCCACCUCUGCCCAAGACGAAAAGUUGGAUAAGCUAUGCAACAUGUUCGAGAAGUUUAUGACGAACCAAGGAGCACCCAAUCAGGGAAAUCCCAACAUUCGGAAGCCUCUAGGAGGAAACAAUGGAGGGCAGAACCAGAAACCUUUUGAGCCCUACAGACAGCAGUGUAACAAUCAAGGAUGGAGGCAGCAUGAGAACCUUAGGUACGGCAACAACCACUAUUUGGGGCCAAACCAAGGGCAAACGAGUAACCUACCACAAUACUCGCAACAACCUCAACAGGCAAGAGGAUCCUCCUUAUCAGAGCUAGUGCAUCAAAUGGCUCAGCAACAAGUGAAGUUCCAGAGUGAGACCGAAAAAUUCAUAAUGGAGACAAGAGGAGGAAUGCAGAAUGUGAACUCCCAACUAUCACAUCUUGCCCAAGCAGUUGCCAGACUUGAAAGCAAACAAGGGACACUCCCGUCCCAAGUGGAGGUGAAGAAGGUGAAUGCCAUGACGCUCAGAGGAGGAAAGGAACUACCCGAAGUGGUGACAGAGAAAAAAUGA